GAAACAACACUUCACGCAUUUCACUUGUACAAAUUACAUCGUAACCUUUGUUCAAUUGUUCUCCAAGGUUUCAAUCCCUCUUUCUCUCCUGUCCAACCAAAGAUCGUCAAUUUCCCCCCAGACAUGGUGAGAGCUUUUCCGUCGUGUGGCUGGAUCGCGGCGGCGGCGGUGGUGCUGAUGUGGAUCGCCGGAGGGGCCCACGGGAUCAGAUUCGUGAUUGACAGAGAGGAGUGCUUCUCGCACAAGGUGGCGUUGGGGGACACUGUUCAUUUUUCUUUUGUUGUGAUCAAGUCCGAGAAGUCCUGGAAUUACGUGGAAGAUGGGGUUGAUCUUGUGGUGAAGGGACCAACGGGAGAGCAAAUUCACGAUAUGCGCGAAAAGAUAAGCGAAAAGGCAGAGUUUGUGGCUCACCAGGAAGGAGUUCACCGCUUCUGUUUCACUAACAAGUCCCCGUAUCACGAAACCAUAGACUUUGAUGUCCAUUCUGGUCAUUUCAUGUUCCACGAUGAACAUGCGAAAGAUGAACAUUUCAAGCCUUUGUUUGAACACAUUGGCAAGCUAGAAGAAGCUUUAUAUAAUAUUCAGUUUGAGCAGCAUUGGCUAGAGGCUCAGACCGACCGACAAGCUAUAGUGAAUGAAGGCAUGAGCAAGAGGGCACUUCACAAGGCUUUAUACGAGUCUGCAGCUCUUAUCGGCGCUAGUUUUUUACAAGUUUUUCUCCUAAAGCGUUUGUUUGAACGGAAGCUUGGCCAGUCGCGAGUUUAAUCUCUUGGCCAGGGAUGUUCAUAGUUGCAGAAAGAAGAAACUUCAGGUUUAAGGAAUUGUUUCUGAUAUUAAAAGAACAUUUUUUUCCCUUCUGAGGAUUCUAUAUGUUUUUACAAACCUUAUGGAUUUAUUGUAGCAUUUCCUUAUUCCUUAUAUGAACUUCUUUAUUAUCUCUUAGUUUUCGAUUCGUUUUUGUAGUGUAUGGUCGACAAUUCAUUGGUUCACACUUCAUACCAUAGCCAAGAAGGUCAAUGUAGUAGUCACAUCUCCCUAACAUUAUUUUAUUUUCCUACACAACGGUUAAUAAGAGGUUUUCGUGUAAAACUCAAAUCAAACAAGUAAAAUUGUACAAAGGGAGUCAUAUCCAACACAAAGGGAGAAGCAAAUGGAGUCAUAUCCAACACAAAGGGAGAAGCAAAUGGAAUAAGUUGAAAAAAUCAAACAGGACAAAGGGA
Cuscuta campestris is the source of this 1220-nucleotide messenger RNA. NCBI's taxonomy places the organism in Eukaryota, Viridiplantae, Streptophyta, Magnoliopsida, Solanales, Convolvulaceae. The record is from the annotation of a GenBank genome assembly.